Ceratina calcarata is the source of this 2066-nucleotide messenger RNA. RefSeq lists its product as uncharacterized. The coding region runs from base 115 to 1806 and encodes 563 amino acids. Lineage: Eukaryota; Metazoa; Arthropoda; Insecta; Hymenoptera; Apidae. The transcript is spliced from 10 exons. The record is from RefSeq and is a predicted model, not a curated record.
UAGUCUGUAGUCUGUAGUGCACGUGCACAGUACAUUGUGCAGUUUGAAAUUUUUAUGGAAUACGUAGUAAACGUACUUUAAUCAGGAAUAGUAUAUCAACUAAUUAAUUAAAUAAUGGAUCCUUGUAGUCUUAUAUAUGAAAGAAAAGGAGAGAUGUCGUUCUACACUUCAUUUCCAAAUAGAAAUGACUUAGUUUGCACAAUGUGCAAAAUAGAUAUUACCGAAUUGCGCGACUCGUCAGCAAAAUCAAAUUUUCAGUGGCAAAUAAUGAAGUGUCGAUCGCUUAUUUAUUUAAUUUCUGACGUGAUCGCUUCACCAGUGCGUGGUAAGACAAGCACAUUCAUAUUUGUCGUUGUGCGGAAACAGCUUGCCGAAGCUGGGAAACUGGCAAGAAUUUUAGAAAAUUUUAAAUUAAUGAAUCCAGAAAGAGUGCCACUUACGACCGAAAUAUAUAAAGAAUGUCUUACAUUUACGAUACAAACUAGAUUAGCUCCGUUAUGGAAUAAAGUCGGCGAUUAUCUUGUUAGAGGAAAAGAAUUUUAUAAUUCUAUUGACGAAGUUGACGCAGUGAAAUUAAAUAUAAAUAUCCAGGAUGGAAACAUAUGUCUAAAGCUUCAUGCGGAAAAAAUUAGAAUUCCACGUGUAAAAUUUGAAGAUUAUGUUCCACCGUCUGGUAUAGUAAAUUUUCUAGCAGAUCCUAAAGGAUAUAUUAACUUAUCUAAUUAUCAACUUCCAUUUGUACACGUAUUACCAAGUACAAAGAGAGGCAAAGUAGUGUCUAUAUCCAAAGAGCUUCCAUUGAAAUGUGUCUUUAAAGAUUAUGAUCAAUUACGCAGACAUUGGAAAAAUAUGUAUGGAUAUUCAUUACCAAAGAAUAAAAACGACAUCUCUGCAUUCUAUCAAAUUAAGUUUCUAAUACCAAAAUCAAAUAUUUUCAUUUAUCCCAGUGUGUGUGUAACAAGUGGUUCAUUAGAUAUUAUUCCAAGUAGAAGAGAUAAGGAUCCAAUAAUCAAACACUUUAUCUCUGAUAUACAUUCGAAGUUACCACUUGUUUGUGGCAAACAGUUACAGAUAUCUAAAUGCAGUCCAGUUACAGCUGUAUCUUCAAAUGCAAAUUCAACAUGUACUGAGAAAGACUCACUAAAAAAAGUUGUAAGCAUAGAUCCUGAGGAAGAAGAUAAUACUACUGCACAGUUAGAAUUUUCAGUUAAAAGUCUAGAUGAACCUACGAAAAAUAUCAAUACUGCAGUAUCAGUAAAAAUGCCAUUAGCUAAACUACACCAAUUUCAUAAUGUACCAUAUGACGAGAAUAUAAGAUAUAAUACAAACGACAGAAAUAUGAAAGAAAAUCAGGAUGGAACUCAAUAUUCAAACACUGAACAAGAUCCGUGUGAUGAAAAUAUAGAAAACUUUUAUAUUGAAACUAAUAUACCAACCAGUUCAAGUGGUAAAUUUACUGUAUCAAACGGAGAAAUGAUCUCCAAAUAUUUUAAGAGCGAAAAGAAACGUCCAGGACAGAAACUGCUAAAUAGUGCAGAGAGACAAAAAUAUUUAACUCUUAGAGAGACAGUAACAAAAACUAGAUCUAAUGAAAAUAGAUGUACUUCGUUACAAGAAAUGGACGAGAAUAAUAUAGAAACAAUGGCUCGGAGGAAUCGGUUACAUGAAUUACAGCAUAGCGACUUAAGUGAUUGGCUAAAAAAGCAUUCCAUUCAACACAAAUCCAAAGAAACAAAAUCAGAAUUAAUAAAGAAAGUACUAUCUCAUAUGAGGAAUACACAAAUAUUAAAUAAAUUUCGUAUAUAGAUGAAAGAGUACCUGAUUAAAGUAAAAAUAAUAAUUACUUACAGUAAGUGUUUAAAAACUAUAAAGUUUAUCAUCAAACGUUUUUAUUAUACUUUUAUAAACAAGUACACUAUGUGGAAAAUAUUAAAUAACAACAUACAUAAAUCUAAGGAAAGAAAAUCAAAACUAAUAAAAAAGAUAUUAUCUCAUAUGGGGAAUAGAGAAAUACUACAUAAAUUUCGCAUAUAUAUGUAAGAGUAUCUUAUUAAAUAAUAAUAAUU